Molecule: messenger RNA, 2357 nt
Organism: Pristis pectinata (smalltooth sawfish)
Lineage: Eukaryota; Metazoa; Chordata; Chondrichthyes; Rhinopristiformes; Pristidae
Gene: pdcl
Product: phosducin-like
Exons: 4
Coding region: 179-1069 (296 amino acids)
Biological process (GO): regulation of G protein-coupled receptor signaling pathway
Source: RefSeq, a predicted model, not a curated record
UGCACUCUGAGAUGCUGGCAUUUUGUUCAGAUCAUUUAUUCAUUGAAUUCUGACAAUGAACCAGUAAAGUUCAAGUUCACGGACCAAGCGGAGAGGAGAGGAGGCUGAACCUAUAAACCAUGCCGAGUGAAAAUUAGUGUUUAAUUUUUGACGAGUUGGCUCUGAAUUACUCGUCACAAUGACUACCUUGGAUGAUAAGAUCCUCGGAGAAAAGCUCCAGUACUACUACAGCAGCAGCGAUGAUGAAGACAGCGACCGUGAUGAAAAUGAACAAAAGACCAUCAAAAAUCCUGUGAUUUCUGUGGGUGCAGAGGUCCGAGAGCGAAGUGCCGUGAACACAGGUCCGAAAGGAGUUAUCAAUGACUGGCGCCGGUUCAAGCAGCUGGAAACUGAGCAGCGUGCAGAGCAGCGGCGCGAGGUCCACAGACUCAUCAAGAAGCUCUCGAUGAAUUGUAGGUCUCACCUGGAUGGACAGAAGGAGCUGCAGAAGCAGAAACUGGUCCAGGAGAAAAUCAACGGAAAGAUGACAAUGAAAGAGUGCAACAUGUUGCAUGAACAGGAUGAUGAAGUAUUUCUGGAGCAGUAUCGAAAGCAGCGGAUGGAGGAGAUGAGGGAGCACCUGUACAGCGGGAAGCGGUUUGAACAAAUCUACGAGCUAACCAGCUCCCAGGACUUCCUGGACACGAUUGAUAAAGAGGACAAGAAUACUCUGAUCAUAGUUCAUAUCUACGAGGACGACCUGCCAGGCUGCGAAGCCAUGAAUGGGUGCCUGAUCUGUUUGGCCUCCGAUUACCCGGUUGUGAAGUUCUGCAAGGUUCGCAGCUCUGUGAUCGGGGCCAGUGCGAGGUUCACCGAUAAUGCUCUACCUGCUCUCCUGGUCUACAAGCGCGGAGACCUGAUUGGUAACUUUGUGCGCAUCACUGACCAACUUGGAUAUGACUUUUUUGCAGCCGAUCUGGAGUCAUUUUUGCGUGAAUAUGGUGUGCUUCCGGAGAAGGAUGUGUCGCCCACAUCCAUUCAGAGUACCUCAGUGUCUCGCAGUGAUGAGAGUGACCUGGACAUUGACUGACCCACAGUUAAAGAGCUAUUUCCUCCUCAUGUAGUGGUCCAGGGCAGUUAUUGCUGAGGCUUAGUUUGUUUCCAGAGCCAAUUCCAAGUCAAUCCCCCAAGUAGCCUAUCUCUGAAUUAAUUAUCUGGACUGUUGGUUUGAGGUGGUGCUUGUUUUUAUUUACAUUGCUAAGAAUAUGCUGUUCAUAUUAAUCAGACCAGCACACAGUUUUCUGGGCCCAGGUGAUUUUUAAUCUCUGACUGUGACCUUGUAAGUUUAGAUGUCAAAUCUCCAUUCCUCUUCCUUCCAUCCACGUCUCCCCUUCACCUCAGGCAUCGCGACCGGAACCAUUCCUACUCAGUAACCAGCAAAUAUGCUUUGGAGUGGUUCCAGGUCGACACUGAGAAUGUCAGGCUAUACACUGGUUGAAGCUGUGCUAAAUGUACAGUUAGACUUGUACUGGGGUUUGCAAAUAGUGAAAAUCUGAAAGCAUGUUUAAUUAUGACCAGCUAACUAUAUCUGCUGAAGAGUGUAUUUGUCUGUAGCACUGUAAAUAACUUGUAGUCUAAUCGUUUGUCCAAAUCCAUCCUUAUCAAUCUUGGUUGAUCAUCUUUCUAGGAAUAUCAUCUGCUUUCCUGCCUCUUCAAGGUUUUAGUCAUUUACAAUUAAAACAGAUUGCUACUUUUUCUAACAAACUCUUGAUCGGGGCCUGGAUGGAUCAGAGGAUAUUAACCACCCCUGCUUUCAAAGACAUCCCUGGUUCUGCAGUUGAGGGAACACAUUGAAUCCUGCCCCAGUUCUGCAUUAUAUAUCUACCUCCUCGGUCCCUGCUGUACCACAGUUUCUGGGUGCUUAUUUGCAACACUGUAACCUGUAAUGAACUUGCUUUGUGGCAUUCAACCAGUUAACAUUCCAAACCUGAAGAAAUGUAAGCCAUUUUUCAACUUUACCUUUAAAUAAAACCUUUAAUGUCUUUCUGCUAGUCAUACCGUGAAGCAUGUUUGUUAUGUUGUGUUUGUGUGUAAACCUAAGCCCCAAUGGUAUCUGUACAAUAUACCGUGUUCAGUGGCUGAGAUUUUAUAGGCCCUUUUAACAAGCUGUUGGCUUGCUCCGCAUUUGUUAGGAUUUAUCCUGUGAUAAGUUUAAAAUGUCCAAAUGAAGUACAGUUAUUGUUCAUUGACAAACAGCAUUGCAACUUUUGUUAUAUUGCUCCUUGACACUGGCAACACUGCAUUUUAAAUAGUUAACAUUUAUAAAGGAAAUGUACCCUUGUUUCUCAUUGUCUCCUAAUCUAAUAAAAAGAUAGUGA